AUGGCUCAGAUCCCAAACCUGACCCUGGACGCAGCCAAAGCCGCACUCACUUCCGACUUUCUAAAGAGGAUCAACGACGACAUCAUGUACGAGAAAUGCAUCUGGUGCAAGCCGGGCCAAGCCAAGAAGAAGAAACACGCUCUCAUCGACUGCCCUACUGCCCGUCCCUCGCCCGCCGAUCUUACUAAACUCUCGCACGACAUCUUCAAUGACCAAGAUUCCAAUCAACAAGACUUUGCGAUUUCUUCCAGUCUUGCGAACGUUUCUCUUCCGCCAGCUAGCGGCUCCAUGACAUCCGUGCCAGUUGAAGUCACAGAAGCUCCUGUCUCUAGAGACAUGGUGCCGGGCCGACAGCGACCGUUCGGACGUGAUAUUGCAAGGGACGGAAUUCCAUUCGGUUCGUCUGAGAACACUGUCCGGAAAUUGCAAAAGCUUCUUGGGAACAAGGUCACUGCUCACUUUCCGCCUAGACAGGGAUUUGCGGAGUCAACCCAUACUGUCUACACAAACCACUACGCCAUUGACAUUGCUCCUCAGACGAUUCUCUACGAAUACAAGAUCCUACCUUCUAUACCUGGAAAGAACAAGAGGAAGAUCAGAGCGAUUAUCGAAGCUGCUAUCAAGGACACGGACUUUUUGCAGAGCAACCAGCAGAAUUUUGCUACAGACUACUUCGACACCAUAAUUGCUUGGAAAUCGCUCCACACCUCAAUUGGGACAGGUCAUCCCAAGCUCAGCGGCGAUGGUAAGGCAGGCUCUGAAUGGAAACUCAACACCUUCGUGGAGAGCGGCACACAGCUUCCGUUGCGGUUCAGGUUCGAGGGAGUUGUCGACACGCAACCGCUGUUCCUGUACAAAACCAUCGACCCAGACUAUGCCAAUGCAGACAUACAGCCUAUAAUUCGAGCGCUGAACAUCUUGAUAUCCAAGUGUUUUGACGAAUCGAAAGACUAUCAGACAAUGCAAACCGGCGCGAACAAGUUUUACCUGAAGGAUGCGUAUGAGGUUCUUAGCAAUGGAAAGAAACCAGGCCCAGAACAAAAGCUUUCGCAGUCGCUUUGCACAAUACGAGGAUACAGUUACACCAUCAAAGCAGGUAUUGAGCGGGUACUUCUGAACGUCAACGCCGCUACGAGUGCUUUCUUUCUCGCGGUAUCCCUAGACCGGGUAUUCACCGACGACUUGGCAUUCUCCAACUUCAAAGACCGCGAUUUCAAUGCUCCGCUGAGAGGCUUGCGCGUCUACAUCAACUAUGAGAGGGGCGACAAGCUGCAAGAUCCAGAAGCUUGGGAGAGAUUGAACAGCGAAAAAGGCCGCACAAAGACCAUUCAAGACUUGGGCGCGAUGCUUAGUGUGCAACAGUUCGAACUUGAGUCUGGAAAGGUGUGGACCGUUCAAGAUUAUUUCGAAAGCACGUACGGCAGAAAACUUACAUAUCCUGAUCUUCCAGCCGUCAAUCUCGGCUCGCGACAAGAGCCCCGAUGGUACUGCCCCGAGGACCUCAUCCUUCUUCCAUAUCAGAUGUACAAAGGCUUAGUGCCAGACGCAGUCACAGCUGGUAUGCUUGAUACCGCAUGCCAUAUUCCUUAUGAUGCAGCAGCUCUCGUCGAUGUGGAAGCCCUCGAGACUAUGGAAGUUCCAAGAGACACAACUACCCCACUGACUUUGGCUAAGUGUCCGAUUAUCACUAUCGAUCCACGAAUGCUCAAGGUUCCCAGCGCUCAAGAGCCUUAUCCUACGAUACAGUACGGCAAUGAUAGCACGCUUCAGGCUAAGAACAGGUGGAACACAAAGGGUCUGGCACUACUCGACCGAAACCAAAAUACCCUUUUCAAAGGCACCAUCAUUGCGAGCAGCGGUAUGUUAAAAGGUUGGAAAGUUUCCCCGGCUUCUUGCACCAAAGAUCUACGCCAAUUUGCCGGUGGACCAACGACGAACGGAACUCAGACGAUUCCAAAUUACAGCGUUGCCACAAUGCAAUUCCCUUCUGGAGAAGCCAAGCCUGUAAACACUGGCUCACGCACCGCUGUGGACAGUGCACUCGAGGCUGCAGCGAAGGGUACAAACUUUGCUUUACUGAUCCUGCGAAACAAGAGCGCGGAAUCAUAUGCGCAUUUCAAGGAUCUAUGCGACCGAAAAUGGGGCUUCCACUCACUCUGCGUCACCCAGACAGCUCUAAACGGGAGCGGUCGAGGUCAGCUCAUGGGUAACCUGAUGCUGAAGAUGAACCUCAAGACUGGUGGCAGCAACCACUGUGUUGCAGACGGAAAAAUGAAGGAAAUCAUGCCUAACACGCUGGUUCUUGGAGCAGACGUCACACAUCCAGGCAAGGGAUCGAUUACUGGCUGCCCAUCGAUUGCAGCUAUCGUCGGGUCCAUCGAUGGCUUAGGUGGUCGAUUCCUUGGAUCCAUGAGGCUACAGAGCAAAGACAAGAAAGAGAUCAUCGACGAAGUGAAGGCUAUGGUUGUCGAACGCAUCAUUGAUUGGGUCGAGGAACAUGGCGGCACCACCCUCCCCACGAACAUCCUCUACUACCGAGAUGGUGUUGGAGAUUCUCAAUACAGAGACAUCAAGACCACAGAGCUACCGCAAAUACAGCUUGCUUUCGACACCGUUGUUACGAACUUGAAGAACAAGAAGAGCAUCCCGAGCACUGCCAACCCAAAGAUCAAUAUCACGGCGAUAGUCUGCGCGAAACGUCACAACACACGCUUCUACCCAGGAGAAGGCGACGAAGACAGCCAUAACAACUGUCACCCCGGUACCUUUGUCGACGACGUGGUCUGCUCGCCAUACUACCAAGACUUCUACCUACAAUCCCAUUGCGCCCUGAAGGGGACAGCCCGUCCUACGCACUACUUCGUCAUCCAGAACGACAUGAGCAACAGCGUCGACGAUCUUCGUCAGCUAACCCAUGAGCUAUGCUACAGCUAUGUCCGCGCUACCGUCGGUGUAUCCUACGCCUCACCUGCCUACUACGCCGACAAAUUGUGCGAGCGAGGCCGCAUCUAUCUCCGCGACUUCUUCGUGCGAACCUCCAACGGCGAAGUCCGGCGCAGCCAGCUCGAAACCGCGAAGCACAAGAAAGAAGACGAGUUAUCGAAGAUUCGUAUCCAGAAAUUUGGUGCUGAACGCCACGCGAACGGUCGCAAGCGGCCGAAGACUCUGGGAGAGCUGGAGAUGGAGAGCGAUGAUAAGAAGAAGGUCGAGGAUGAAUGCAAGGAGUGGGUCAUGAAACAGGCGAAGAAAGAGAUGUAUGGUGGUGAGGACGCACCUGGUAGGAAUCCCUGGCAUGCGAACAUACGCAAGACUAUGUUUUGGAUGUGA
Messenger RNA from Alternaria incomplexa, 3327 nucleotides. RefSeq lists its product as uncharacterized. The record is from RefSeq and is a predicted model, not a curated record. The transcript has 6 exons. NCBI's taxonomy places the organism in Eukaryota, Fungi, Ascomycota, Dothideomycetes, Pleosporales, Pleosporaceae. Bases 1 to 3327 code for a protein of 1108 amino acids. Gene Ontology annotation, molecular function: protein binding; RNA binding.